Messenger RNA from Apiotrichum porosum, 693 nucleotides. RefSeq lists its product as uncharacterized. The coding region runs from base 1 to 693 and encodes 230 amino acids. The record is from RefSeq and is a predicted model, not a curated record. Lineage: Eukaryota; Fungi; Basidiomycota; Tremellomycetes; Trichosporonales; Trichosporonaceae. The transcript is spliced from 3 exons.
AUGUCCCACAGCCUCUCUUCGACUCCUCAGCUCAGCUCUCCUCAUCCGACCGCUAAUCGCGCCCCGGGAGCUCCUCUUAACAAGGCAUCCCGUCCUCCGCAGGACACGCCCCGUACUCAGGCGGCGCCUUUGCGUGGAGACAAGCCUCUUCCCCCGACUCCUCGGCCCACCAAGGUUCGUUUCGCCGAGGAGACCGUCCCUCUGUUCGCUCCCCAUCGUAGCAAUCGCUCUCGGCACGAGGGUAUUUCCACCUCCAAGGGAUCCUCUCGCCUCAAGCCCAAGGUGAAGCACAGCAACUCGCACGAGCUUCCCUCAAUGUGUUUCCCCCGGCCCUACUGGCAGCCGGACUAUAGGAGAUCGGCCCCGCGGGACCCCCCCGUACCCGUUCCCCUUUACGCGGACGUCCCCGGGCCGUAUCCGUCCGUCACCGUACACGACACUCCUCUCGCUCAGCUUCCUCCUCUCGGUCCCCUCCGCCCCGCUCCCCUGCCCAUGCCCGUCCCGUACUAUGCCCCGCCUGCGCCCUACCACCACCCCGACGGCCCCGUCUAUCCUCGUACAAUGGUCAGCGGAAGUAGCAGUGCACUCCAGCUCCCCCACCUCGAGGAUGGAUACUCGUACCACAUCCACAGCCCCACGCCUACCACCACGCGGGUCAAGAAGGUGUGGGAGGGCCACAGCCGGUACAUCUAA